Paraglomus brasilianum is the source of this 2460-nucleotide messenger RNA. NCBI's taxonomy places the organism in Eukaryota, Fungi, Glomeromycota, Glomeromycetes, Paraglomerales, Paraglomeraceae. The record is from the annotation of a GenBank genome assembly.
AUGUCAGGCAAGCAAAAUCUCGGAAGCUUCAAAAGUCUUGCACGCGGGAUCAUUGGUGCCAGUGCUUUCGUGCAAGAAUCGAAGUCGAGUAAAGCUUCCCCGGCUGAACCAGUUAAGAGAAAACACCGUGUUAAAUCGAUUGGAGGACGUGAAGCCUCUUCACCUAAAUCUUUUGAACGCGCGUUUUCAGAAUUAAUAAUAGGCUCUUUGCCGACGCAAUUGCAAGAGUAUGCCAUAAUUGAAGAUUUAUUAUUUGUAAUGAUGGGUAUCGAGGGAAAAUAUAUUGGAGUUAAUAAAGCAGAUGGUCUUACUGAAGAAAUACGGUACAUUGAAGGGAUCGACUAUGUUGUUGAUUCGACAUUAGAUCCAUCACUAAAGGACCUUGCCGAACGUAUUCUUCCGCUGGCGACUUACUAUACUGCAAUUGGAGCUUUUGUUGAGACGUAUUCCGAGAUGAAAUAUGGAUUUGUUAAUCAUGCUUUAUGUGGUGCAAUACGCGAAUUAUUAAAAGAAUACUUAAUCCUUAUAACACAAUUGGAACACCAAUUCCGUACUUCUUCUUCGUUCACAUUGCAGAAGUUCUGGUUUUAUGUUCACCCAACUCUUCAUACAAUGUCCAAUAUUCACUCAUUAGUCAUGGAGAUACGCGAUAACUAUCAAGAGUCAAUGGAAGAUGACGAUAGUAUCAAUGGAUAUGACGAAUUAUUGAAUAGUGACGGUUUCAGUAAAAAGAAUUCUAUCCCACAACAAGUCAAAGGAGGAGGAAUAUUGUCUAUUCUUUCGUACCGGAUGAGUCAGAUGAGUGGUGACCCAGAUACCAAAAAACUCUACGUGUACUUACUCUCAAAAGCAUCCAAACCAUACAUUUCAAUGAUGCACACUUGGAUCCAUCAUGGCGAGAUACGUGAUCCAUAUGAUGAAUUUAUGAUUCAGGAACGGAAGAACGUGAAAAAAGAGCAUCUGAAGGAAGACUUUAAUGACACAUAUUGGGAGAUGCGGUAUACUAUACGGGAGAAUACAGUACCCCCAUUCUUGAUACCGUUUCAGAAGAAAAUAUUGUUGGCAGGGAAAUAUUUGAACGUGAUUAGAGAGUGUGGAAUAGCUAUCGAGGAGCCAAGAAAGAAGACGAUCGACGAAAGUGUCGCGGAAAGUAAGGCGGAUAGAACAGACGUUAAUAUGAAUAGUGAUGUGCUUUUGGCUAUGGAUGGUGGCAGGUUUGUUGAGAAUAUCGAGAUUGCAUAUAAACGCGCGAAUAGAACUUUACUAGAUCUGCUUUUAAAAGAUCAGCAAUUACUUGCUCGACUGAGAUCAAUCAAACGCUACUUCUUCCUUGACCAAUCUGACUUUUUUACACAUUUUCUCGACCUUGCCUGGUCUGAAUUAAAAAAACCUUCCACUCAAGUCUCCAUAACAAAACUCCAAUCCCUUCUUGAUCUUGUAUUACGCAAUCCGUCAUCUGUUGCUUAUGCAGAUCCAUUUAAGGAGGAUGUGAAAGUUGAAAUGAGUUCGGUUGGAUUGGUGGAACAACUGUUGAGAAUUAUUAAUGUUGAGCCGACAGCAAUGACAAGAGGAGGUCGUGCGGCUGAAGACUUGGGAGGAAGGAGAGGAGAGGAGAGCGAUGGAGAGGGUUUGGAUGAGGGGGGUGGAGAGAGGCAAACGUACGCGCCAAGUGUUAUUGGGAGUAUAAUAGGAAGCAUUACGGGAACUUUGGUUGGUGGACAUUCGACUGGUGGAGGAAAGCAGUUGACAGGCAUUGAAGCUUUGUCGCUUGACUAUGUUGUAACCUUUCCAUUAUCACUGGUUAUCUCCCGCAAAGCGCUCACAAAAUACCAACUUCUCUUCCGUCAUCUUCUCUACCUCAAAUACGUUGAGCAGCUACUUUGCAACAUCUGGACUGAACAUUUCAAGUCAUUCCAUUGGCGAGAGGAAUCUGGACACCCUUCAAUUACCGCUUGGAAGAAUCGCAUGUACGCGUUGAGACAGAGAAUGCUGGUAUUUAUACAGCAAUUUUCGUAUUAUGUUACGAAUGAAGUAUUAGAACGACAGUGGAGAAUAUUGCAGAGUAAUUUGGCCAAGUUGUCUACUGUUGAUCAGGUGCUAGAGUAUCAUACGGAUUUCCUUGAUACGUGUCUCAAAGAGUGUAUGCUUACGAAUGCGAAGCUAUUGAGGAUUUUUGCUAAGCUUACGCACACUUGUGUUUUGUUUGCAAACUAUACUGAGAAAUUCAGAAAGUCCUUAAUGGUACUUAAAUCACAGUCAGAUGGAAAUAAUAGUGGGCCCGUUUCUCUUGAACAGCAAGAAAAAACACUUCACAAGUUUGAAGAUAAUUUCUUAUACCAUAUCAAACUUUUGAUUGAAGCGUUAAACUUCUAUUCAGCCACUGAAACGGUUCAGUUCUUGUGUCUUGUAGUCAGAUUAGACUACAAUCUUUAUUACUACAACCAACCGAGUAAAAGAUGA